AUGUCUUCGCAGCGCGUCAUACAAGACUCCGACGACGAUGAUGGAGAUAUGAUUUCUGAUAUCGCAUCCUCUUGCGACCCUCUUCAAGACACAUCCUUUGCGCCAAAAGCAACGAACACAGAUGUAGAGCGCAUCCAUGAAAACCAACCAGCUGUAGAAGUUCCAUUCGCGACCAAUGAUCUACCACAAGUCGAUUUCGAUAGAUUCCUGAGGUCGGAAUCAUCGAUCAUGGCAGGAGAUUAUGAAGAUGAAAGAUGGGUAUCGACUGCGAAUUCGAAUUCGGGGAAUAAUGUCAUUCAGUUCGGAAACUACAGCACGGGGCAAUUACAAGAUGAUAGUUUUCAACAUACGACUGGCAACCCGAACCAUAGUGGUCUUAGUAUACUUCCACCGACUUCCGAUGGAGAGUACGGCACGAUCACGGAGGAUAUUGAUCAUCCCUCAAAGCGAGGAAGGGUUUCGAACACGCAAGUUACUUUCCAGCAUGAACCUGGCGAUGGUACGGAAACUGAUUCAUCUUACAACUACUUUGCAUCCAUGGGACCGAAUGGACCACCGCAGACUGCCAACUCGCUACCUUCGGUGCUGAUUUCAGAGGAGAAAAACAGCAUCCUACAUCAUUUUGAUGUUAAAACCCAACCUAUGCCGAUUGGGACUCCUCCGGCUACUAUACCAUUUUCAGAAGACUCUUUACCACAAGAGCAAGAGGAAAUCCUAGAAAGGGGCACAGCAGCUGAAUUCGAGAUUCAAGAAGUGACUCUUCAACAGCCGCCAUCUGAGACAGAUACUGAAGUCUGGGGCACCAAAAAGAAAAAGGGACGUCCUAAGAAGCAGGAUACUAGUGAGGCUGCAGAUAUCGAGGCCAAGGUCACCCCUGAAAAUCCCUCCGACGUCAUAGAGCAACAAGAAGUUAAGAAAAAAACCGGCCGGUCAAAGAAGCAGGAAAUCGACAUUGUGGCUGAACAGAUCGGAGCAGAUGAUUCUACCAGAAAUCAAAAUGGGAUCAAGGGUGAACCAGACUCCACUACUGCCACGAAAGCAUCAAAGAAGAAGAUCAAACGCAGCAAGACAACGUCCGACUUGCCACAUAAUAAAUCUAGUGAUAUGAAAUCCGAACAAGAUGUGGUCUGGAUUGAAACCAACCCAAUGGAUUCUGUAAAACGAACCGUGGAUAAACCUGUUGUCUCAGCGGUAGACGAAAAGACAAGUAUCACUGAACAAGCUGCUUCCGAAGAGAUUAAAGUACCCAGGAAACGCGGCCGUAAGAGAAAAGGAACCGUUGAAGAACCGACAUCUCCCGCUACCGAAAACCAAGCUGCUCUUCAAGAUAUUUCCAACAUACAACAACCCGCUCCGCAGCAAGAUAAGCAGAAACACAUUGAAAUCGUGAUUGACAGCGCGAAAAAUCAGGUACCUGAUGAACCGAAAACUUCAAAUGCUACCGAGACAUCUGAUACACUCAAACCCCGUGACGAGUCUUCAGCGCCCAAUGUUGAAAUCCAAAGCAAAGAAGGCGGAGUAGAAGCACCAGAGACCCCAACAACCAACGAAAAAUCAAAACCGAUGAAACAGACCCUCAUCUCUAGUACUGGUAGAGUUCCGUUUAGGGUUGGCUUGAGUCGUCGAGCACGGAUUGCGCCGUUGCUGAAAGUUGUGAGGAAGUGAACGGAAGUUAUGGCAAUUGAAAUUUCUAAGAUGAUAUAUCAUGUUUGCAAUUUGAUGAUAGGUUCUGACAUUUACGAUUCUUAUUUCUGUAUAUAUUAUCAUGAGUAUAAGUACGUGGCGUUACUGACGAC
This is a messenger RNA of Talaromyces stipitatus ATCC 10500, 1796 nucleotides long. RefSeq lists its product as uncharacterized. NCBI's taxonomy places the organism in Eukaryota, Fungi, Ascomycota, Eurotiomycetes, Eurotiales, Trichocomaceae. The record is from RefSeq and is a predicted model, not a curated record. The transcript has 2 exons. Bases 1 to 1665 code for a protein of 554 amino acids.